Molecule: messenger RNA, 1824 nt
Organism: Lutra lutra (Eurasian river otter)
Lineage: Eukaryota; Metazoa; Chordata; Mammalia; Carnivora; Mustelidae
Gene: FBXW12
Product: F-box and WD repeat domain containing 12
Exons: 10
Coding region: 371-1768 (465 amino acids)
Molecular function (GO): protein binding
Source: RefSeq, a predicted model, not a curated record
UAAAGGGUGUCACACAGAGACUUGAAUUUGGUGCAUGUGAGUGUGUCCGUCGAAAACUCCUAAAUUUCUGACAAGUUCAUCAGCCCCUGAGCGGCCCCAGACUCUGCACUUUCGGUUCCCAGCACCAAAGAAGGUCCCAUGGAACAGGUUUAAACAAUGGACACUAACAAGUAGGUGCUGGGGGGCGGUGCCCUCAGUGGCGUGGAUCUGGCCCGGGGUCAGAGGCCGAAGCGUGCCCACCUGCAGCCUGUUUCUGUCGGAGCCGGAUGAGCUCCGGGUGGGGAUCCUCCCGAGUGCUGCAGACUUGGGCCAAGACUUUAAAUUCAGAGCAGCCAGAGAGGAGACCAGAUGGAGGUUCAGGCCGUGCAAGAUGGCGGUCUCCGUGCCUGAUGUGCCACUCUUGAAAAUCUUCUCCUUCCUGGACGCAUUCAGCUUGCUCCAGGCUUCCCGAGUGAACAGGUGCUGGAACAGGCUUGCAGAGAAUGACCAGCUAUGGAGAAACCUGUGUCUGAGGAAAUGGAGCUUCUGCAGCUUCUCCCCGUGCCCGGGCUCACAGACCUGGAAGCAGUUCUUCCUCAGACAAACAAAGCUGGAGCACCGUAUGGCGAGGGUGAAGCCAGAGGACUUUAUCUUCAGAGAAGCAAGUGGGAACCUCGGAAUCUUAGGACCUAUGGCUUAUCUGUCAGGAUAUGGCCAUGCAGUGGGUGGAGAGGAGAAGUCAGUCAUUUGUACAGUGUCAUCAAAGCACAUGCUUUAUGCCUGGGACCUGCAGGAGGGCACUAUGAUCUGGUCCAGCCCCGCCCAGCAGUCGAGCAUCAUGCGUCUGGCAACCCUCCCUCAGAUGCAUCUUGCGUUCACUGCAGAUUUGGAGGGAACAGUCAAAGUGUGGAAUUGUCAGGAUGCGGAAGCCCUGGCUACUCUCACCAUGCCACAGGCCUGUUUUUCCUUGGAAAUCUGUCUCACAAAAGAUGGCCCCUUCCUAAUGGUAGGCAACUCUGAAGGUGACAUGUACACACUGACCGUGCCGGAGCUAAGGCAUGUCUCUAAAGUCAAUGCAUUCAAAUACAGUGUUGACCUCCUACACUGCUCUCCCGACAAGAAAUGGAUCUUUGCAUCUGGGACACAUCAGAAUAUCUUGCCAGUGGUGUUCCUCACAGAGAGCUUGCUGAAACCGGCAGAAGGCAAAAGCCCUCUGUCCCUCUCUAUCCCGUAUUCAUUGUGCUGCAGGGCCUGCUGGGCCCCAAGGAGGACAAGCAGGAUAACAGUGAUGUAUCGAAGAGGCUCUUUCAGAAAGACCGGAUUUACCACCUUCGAGCUAACGGCUGAGAGGACGGGGGACCAAACGGACAUCCAAGCCCACCAGGUUGCAACUUUCCUGUUGCCGCCUCACAUGGAGAGUCCUAUGUGGAUGGGAGUCGGAGACGGAAAUGUGAUCGUCUUUGAGAGCGGGCCGUCCUUAUUCCUCUUCACCAUCAGUGGCCUUCUUCUGCAACGAUUUGAGGACCACCAGAGGACCAUCGGCAACUUAUGGGUGGAUUCUGUGCACGUCCUCAGCACGUCCAUGGAUGACUCUCUGCAUUUGUACAUGUGGGAAGAGGAAGGCCGUUACCCAUACCUCAAGAGCUGCUGCCACCUGGAGCACAUGGGCAGUGACUCGGCGCCGAGCUGCUAUGUCUCCAAAGCAAUAUGCGAUAACAUGAGCAUCGUAUGUGUGGUGUCGAGACUUCGUGAAUCCAGCAUUCUGGUGAUGUAUUCUUUGCGUAUGUAAUGUGGAAACUAAUGGAAUUAACCUUACAUCAUCUCUCUCAAUGUAGUAAAGAGAAU